UAUUUCGUAUGAUAAUCUGAUGCUUGCACUGGAACCAGAAUCAGCCGCAAUAUUCUGUAAGGAGCAGGCCAUACAUAAAGCCGACGGUGCCGACGGACCGUUUUUGUCUGCAUUUAAUCCAGGACAAAGAUUUCUAGUAGCUGACCUUGGAGGAGGCACCCUGGAUACGACAGUUCAUGAAGUAUUACCUGACGGAUUAUUGAAGGAACUACAUGCAGCUACAGGUGGUGCCUGGGGAGGUCAAAUGGUCAAUGCUGCUUUUGAGAAUCUAUUGCAGGAAAUUGUUGGUUCUGAAGUGUUCGAGGAAUUUUGCUCGGAAAAGACUAAUGGUUGGAUUUCACUUCAAAAAUGCUUCGAAAUCAAGAAAAGAGAGUUCACGACUCACACUGAAAUCUCAGACAUUGAUAUUCCAAGGGGUCUGGCAGAUAUCUAUAAGGAAAAAACGAAGUCAGAACUGAGAGGAAAACGUUUUAAAAGAAAUAUCCAAAUACUAAAUGACGAUAUUUUGAGAUUGCCCUCGGAAGAAAUGAUCAGAAUGUUUGCAUUUGCUACUGGCAAAAUUAUCGACCAUAUUGAGCAGCUAUUUAAGAAGAAAAACUUGAAAGGUGUAUCUUCUAUUUUGUUGGUGGGAGGUUUCUCAGAGUCUGAGAUUGUAAGUAAAUCUAUCCGGAAUCAUUUCAACAGAUUGAAUGUGCAUGCUCCGGGAUCGGCGAGCUCCGCUAUAUUGCAGGGAGCUGUUAUGUAUGGAAUCAAUGAUAGAAUCAUAGCCACGAGAGUAAGUCCCUACACAUACGGUGUACAUACCGUCCGAGUAUUUGAUAAACACAGACAUCCAAAAGAACGAAUGGUUCAGUUUAAAAUCCAGCAGGUGGUAAGAAAUGCCUUUUGUAAACAGAUUGAGAAGGGAGAAACUGUCUACGUUGGCGAGGAUAAACGUGGGACGUCGUUUACUGUUUUGAAUCGAAAUAGACCCUCUGUCUUUUGGAAGGUCUAUCAGACAGAAGAUAAUGACCCCAUAUUUUGUGAUGACCUAGGCUGCAGCUGCAUUGGUACAUUGUCAAUACAAAUUCCAGAAUACAUCACGGCCAAAACCAUUAAACUGAGAGUCUAUAUGACUUGUCAUGGGACAGAAUUACAAGCAACGGCAACUAUUAAAGAUUAUGGAAUAACAACUGUUGGGAAAUUUAGCUUCCUUGACAAGGAUUACCAGUACUCUGGUGACAUAAUAGAAGACAGUGACUGA
This is a messenger RNA of Ruditapes philippinarum (Manila clam), 1243 nucleotides long. Its product is annotated as heat shock 70 kDa protein 12A-like. Lineage: Eukaryota; Metazoa; Mollusca; Bivalvia; Venerida; Veneridae. Bases 20 to 1243 code for a protein of 407 amino acids. The transcript is spliced from 3 exons. The record is from RefSeq and is a predicted model, not a curated record.